Messenger RNA from Medicago truncatula (barrel medic), 1366 nucleotides. RefSeq names its product protein trichome birefringence-like 36. Gene Ontology annotation, molecular function: O-acetyltransferase activity. Gene Ontology annotation, cellular component: Golgi apparatus. The record is from RefSeq and is a predicted model, not a curated record. The coding region runs from base 39 to 1187 and encodes 382 amino acids. The transcript has 5 exons. NCBI's taxonomy places the organism in Eukaryota, Viridiplantae, Streptophyta, Magnoliopsida, Fabales, Fabaceae.
CUAUGACUCUAUGCUCUCUCUCACCUUGAGCUUCCAAAAUGGCAAAACCAAACCUUCAUUUAUUAUCAUUUUUAUUCUUCUUCACCACCUUCUUAGGCUUAUUCAACUGCGCAUCAUCACUGAUCAAUCCAGAGGAUGUGUCGAGUUGGCUUGCAUUGGAAGAAACUGAAGAUGUCAACAUGGUGCAAACCCAAAGAGAUUCAUGGAAGAAAUGUGAUUUCUCAGUUGGAAAAUGGAUAUUUGAUCAAACCUACCCUCUCUAUGAUUCCAACUGUCCUUAUCUCACCACUGCAGUUACUUGUCAAAAGAAUGGACGGCCAGAUUCGGAUUAUGAGAAAUGGAAGUGGAAGCCAUUAGGUUGUUCCAUCCCAAGGUUUGAUGCACUGAAAUAUCUUGGUAAAAUGAGAGGAAAGAGAAUGAUGUUGGUGGGUGAUUCUAUAAUGAGAAACCAGUGGGAAUCUCUUGUAUGCUUAGUUCAAGGAGUUAUUGCAACUGACAGGAAAAAAGUCAUCUAUGAUGGUCCUUUAAUGUCUUUCCAUGCUAUGGAUUUUGAGACAUCAAUUGAAUUCUUCUGGGCACCACUAUUGGUAGAACUGAAGAAAGGGUCUAACAAUAAGAGAAUUCUACAUUUGGAUUUGAUUGAAGAGAAUGCAAGGUAUUGGAAAGGAGUUGAUAUUCUUGCAUUUGAUUCAGCUCAUUGGUGGACUCACUCUGGUCAAUCUAGCUCGUGGGAUUAUUACAUGGAAGGAAAUAGUAUCAUCACAAACAUGAAUCAAAUGGUUGCCUAUGAGAAAGGAGUGAGUACAUGGGCAAAGUGGGUGGAUUUGAAUUUGGACCCACGAAAAACCCGAGUCAUUUUUAGAAGUAUGGCACCUAGACAUAACAGGCAAAAUGGUUGGAAAUGUUACAAUCAAAGGCAACCUGUAAAAUAUUUCAGCCACUUACAUGUUCCAGGACCACUGGUAGUGCUAAAAGGAGUGCUGAAGAGAAUGAGAUUUCCAGUAUAUCUACAAGAUAUUACAACAAUGACUGCUUUUAGAAGAGAUGGACAUCCUUCAGUGUAUAGUAAGGCAAUAAGUGAAAAAGAGAGGCAGAAACAAGGUAAUGGUCAGUCCUCUGAUUGCAGCCAUUGGUGCCUCCCUGGUGUGCCUGAUAUUUGGAAUGAGAUGCUCAGUGCAUGGCUUUAACUAUAACUACAAAAAUGGAAGCAGUGCAGUGUACACAACAUCUGCUCUAGAUCUGAGUUUCUUUUUUUUAUUAUGUAGAGUUUUUUAUGGUAACUCUUGCAAGAAAAUUGUUGUUUUCAGUGUUUUCUUUGUCAUUAAGGUUAUAUGUUCAAUAACAUUAUGCUUAUGUUUCUCAUCCA